AGAGACGCAGGAAGCGUAGGCCGUGAAUGUAUUCGUUGACAGUCCAUAGCAGGUGCGCUUGGAUUUGGAAGGAUUCGCGAAUGUCUGAGUUUGUGACGUCGUUGUUCUGGAUGAAAUUGCGUAGAUCUACUGACAAUUGAUUGUGUUAGUACUAAAACAAGAGUUGGCAGCUAGGAUAUGUACCGUCAAUGCUGUCAAUAAUGCGGCGCUUCUGGUGUUGCAUUGUUUUCUUCAUCUUCUUGAUGGGCGACACGUAUUCUGCGUCAGGUCGCUUGUGUUUUAGCGGUGUGGGUGUCACGCGAAGUGUUGCAGGUGACAGUAUGCGCGAUGAAGAUGGCGCUGGUUCGGAUCUGAUGGAUGGCAUGGUGAUUGGUGUCUGGGCGGAGCUACGCGAAUUGAGCGAGACAUGGAGGGAGCGUUUAAGUUAGUUCGCGUUGUGGCGGCAAACGUUGCUGUUGGGGGCAAGUGGAUUGUGUGUUCGAAGAUGCGGUAUGAAUGCGCACUGGAGUGCUGUCCAUGUGGGAAACGAUGCUCGAAUCGGCAAUUACAAGUCGGAUCGGCACAUGGGUCAGGUGUAAUUGACUGUGGUCGUAAAGGCCUCGGCGUGAUCACGUUGGAGGAUGUCAAAACUGGGCAAUUUGUGGAAGAGUACGUUGGUGAGGUGCUGAGCAAUAGUAAAGCCAUGAUGCGCUGUCAGGAUUAUCAAAAGAUGAAGCAUGUGUACAUGCUUCAGAAUUCUAUUGAGUGUCUAUGUGGUUCUCGGAAUUGCAGAGCGAAUGGCAUGAGCGAUCUCAGCAACUACAUUGCACCAAACGGCAUGAGCGAUCUCAGCAACUACAGUGCGGAGCAGAAGACGGCGGACCGACGUCGCCGAAAUACCGCAGCCGCGCGUCGAUACCGUGCUCGAUUAACACCUGAAGAUCGCGAAAGGCACCGACAACAGGAGCUUGUACGACGUCGAAAGAGGCGACAGCUUUCGACUGCACCUUCGACAUCAAUGCCAGCACCUAGGCGAACAUCUAAAUCUGCUACCGCUGUUGUAAACGAGGAUGACGCGCACUCAACGGUUGCAUGGGGAGCCAGCGACUUCCCGCAACUGCUACCAGUGUCUUCAGUGACCCAAGGAAGCGUACUGGAACAACUGCGUGGAGCGUUGGGCGCGUCGGGGUUGGACGAGACAGUGUGCACAGUCUGCGAUACAUGGGCUGUACGCACACACUGCCGCAUCGUUAGUGUCUUAGAGUGUGUGCAAAUGAAUGGCAUUCGAAGGCUCCUUAGCAGUCGAGACGAAAAUCUCGCUUCACCUCUGGCAAGCGAGUAUGACUGCUCAGACAUCCUUCCUGAGCUUGAGGGUAUCCUGCUUUCGAAGCGCGGAGUCGACAGAGUGGGCCGUAGUCUACACGUUUGCAAUCAGUGUGAUGAUAGCUUGCGGAAGCGGGAGAUCCCAAAGUUUGCCAUCAAGAACGGGUUUUGCAUCGGUUCACUGCCGACCAAUCGGCAGCAGACGACAUUACCGAACGUGUGA
Molecule: messenger RNA, 1525 nt
Organism: Phytophthora infestans T30-4
Lineage: Eukaryota; Oomycota; Peronosporomycetes; Peronosporales; Peronosporaceae
Exons: 8
Coding region: 407-1525 (372 amino acids)
Biological process (GO): regulation of DNA-templated transcription
Cellular component (GO): nucleus; chromatin
Molecular function (GO): histone H3K36 methyltransferase activity; DNA-binding transcription factor activity
Source: RefSeq, a predicted model, not a curated record